AUGCUGCACAAAAGCGAAAGGGAUACAGUAUUACAAUUUUUUAGAAAAGGAAGAAAUGAUAAAUUCAACAUUUUUUCAAACAUCCACGAAAAAGGUGGAAACAAAUUUUUGUUAAGGACAUACGUGACGGAUAAGCAUUAUUUGAAGAAUUGCUUUGUUAAGCAAAAUGACUUUUUCUCACCAUUAAUAAAUAUGAACAAGAACACACAACUUUUUAAAAAAAUUCGAAAUAAAUGUUUUGCAACAACAAAUGAAAGUGUGAAUAGCCUAUCGGAGCAUUAUUCAAAAGACAAUUUAUCCAUUUUAAAAAAUUCCAAUGUUAUCAUUCUUUUCAACAAAAAUGAAAGAGAAACAUUUGGACAAAAAAUAUAUAGAUAUUUAGAUAUAACUGGAUUCUUAACAAGAUAUAAUAAUAGAAAAGAAUGGAUUCUUGAUUUAGAGCCUUAUUCUAGAUUGACUACAGUCAUGUUAACUGAAUAUGAAAGGAAAUUAAUGAUAUUUUUAAAAUUUCAUGUUUAUUUCUUAUUUGUAACAUGUUUAUACCUAUGGUAUCAUGCACAAGUUCAUUUUACAAUGAAACCACCUUGUCCCAAACCACAUGCAUAUGGACAUUUAGAUGGAAGAAAAAGAGACUUCACAUGGCAUGGAAAGCUAUUUUUUAUGUAUCCUAAAGCAAGGUGUAAAGAAUGUCGCUGGCUAGAUGUUCAAUGCAAAAAAGAAUGUUUUGAAAAAUUAAAACAAGAAGGACAUAAAUUUUUCAUAAAUAACGGGGACCCACUCUCUGUACCGAAAACUGUUUUGUAUCCUUCUCAUUUUCAUUGA
This is a messenger RNA of Plasmodium gonderi, 822 nucleotides long. RefSeq lists its product as hypothetical. The transcript has a single exon. NCBI's taxonomy places the organism in Eukaryota, Apicomplexa, Aconoidasida, Haemosporida, Plasmodiidae. The record is from RefSeq and is a predicted model, not a curated record. Bases 1 to 822 code for a protein of 273 amino acids.